Messenger RNA from Colletotrichum higginsianum IMI 349063, 1863 nucleotides. RefSeq names its product Sorting nexin-41. Gene Ontology annotation, biological process: retrograde transport, endosome to Golgi. NCBI's taxonomy places the organism in Eukaryota, Fungi, Ascomycota, Sordariomycetes, Glomerellales, Glomerellaceae. The record is from RefSeq and is a predicted model, not a curated record. Bases 1 to 1863 code for a protein of 620 amino acids. The transcript has 5 exons. Gene Ontology annotation, molecular function: phosphatidylinositol binding.
AUGUGGAACGAUGAGGACAACAACCCUUAUGCCGAGGGCUUCGACCGGAGAGACAGCUUGACUUCCUCUUCAGCCAACCCGGCUUCUCCUACCACUCGUGAGUACCAGCGAUUCGACAUCCCGCAGACCCCGUCGACCACGAGCGACGAGGCACCCCAGAACCGCCCCCACGACGAUAGCGAGGUUGAGAGCAGUGACAAUGAGCCGAUCGCUAGAGACAGAGGCGAUAUUGUCCCGCUCCCGAAGCCCGGUGGAUACGAGAGUCGAGUCGAGCAGAUCCUCUGGGAGAACCCAUCGGUCACUAUCCUCAUUACGGAUGCGGGAAAGAGUGCGGAGAGCGGAGGAAAAUAUAUCGUCUAUACCAUCCGGACAGGGAACCUCGAAGUCCGCCGGCGCUAUUCCGAGUUCGCUUCUCUUCGCGAAGCGUUGACACGACUUCAUCCUACGCUGAUCAUACCGCCUAUUCCCGAGAAGCACACCAUGGCCGACUACGCUGCUAGCCCGACGAACGCGAAGCAAGACCAGCAGAUUAUUGACCUGCGCAAGCGCAUGCUCGCUGUCUUCCUCAACCGAUGCCGACGAAUGGACGAGGUCCGAAGCGAUGGUGUCUGGUGGAGAUUUCUUGACCCUAAUGCCAGCUGGAGUGAGGUAUUGCAUUCCCAUCCGGUGGCCUCGAUACCCAAAUCCGUUCUGAAGGCACCCCCCCUGGAUCCCGCAAACCCUACGCCUGCUCACAAUUUCCUUCCCGUACCAGCGACCUCAGCUAAGCUGAAGACGACGGGCGGCCCUGGUGUCGACCCUGGAGCAAUCUCCGGUACAGGUCCCCACGUCUUCGGCCGUUUCCCCCCGGACAGCCACACCCUGAGUGAGCAGGAGCUUGACCCGUACUUCAUUACGUAUGAGGCUUCGAUUAAGGAGCUGGAGCAGCUGCUGUCUGGUUCUAUGGAGAAGGUCAACCGCCGGACUUUGAGCCACCUAUCCGCCCUUGCUGCGGAUCUUUGUGAGCUGGGCUCCAAGUUCAAUGCGUUUGCGCUUUCCGAACAAGCACCUUCACUUGGACCAGCCCUGGAGAGGGUUGGCCAAGCGGCGGACUCCUCUUACAUCGCAACGGAGGAGCUCUCCGGCUCACUUGGCGCCAGUUUUGCGGAACCAAUGCGCGAGAAUGCGCAGUUCGCAGGCGUGGUUCGCAGCGUGCUGAAGUACAGGGUGCUGAAGCGGGUGCAGCAGGAGCAGACGAGCGACGAGCUCAGCAAGAAGAUUGCAUUGCUCGACCAGCUGGAGCGAAGCGAAGCGGAGGCCAAACGCAUAGAGCAGUACCUGAGCAGCAGCCAGCAGAUCGCGCCAGCGCCGAAGCGAUCAACCAGUCUUAGGGAGGCCAACUCUUCACACCACCAGCGGGAGGGCAGCGCCGAGGACACGGCGUCUAUCGACUCAGACUUUCCGCCCACCCACGGCGAGCCGGUGCCCACCGCAAGUCAAGGGGUUCCCCAGCGAAGCAACUCAACGCCUGGCCAUAAGAAGGCCGCAAGCAGCAAUUCGAUUACGAACAAAAUCUUUGGUCCGAUCCGUCAUGCCAUUCAAGGUGUAGCUGACGUCGACCCCGAGAGAACCCGUCGUGACAUGAUUGGGAAAACACGCGAGAGCAUUGAGCAGCUGGAGCAGGCAAAGGUCGUGUCCGAGCACGACGUCAAGGAGGCCAGCGCCAGUAUCCUGAAGGACUUGAAGCGAUUCCAGUCAGAGAAGGAAGAGGACUUGCGUCGAUACAUGUUGGCCUACGCCAAAAGCCAGAUCGAAUGGGCAAAGAAGAACAAGGAGACCUGGGAGGAUGCCAAAGCUGAAGUCAGCAAGAUUGAUGAGAGCUAG